Triticum urartu is the source of this 2146-nucleotide messenger RNA. NCBI's taxonomy places the organism in Eukaryota, Viridiplantae, Streptophyta, Magnoliopsida, Poales, Poaceae. The record is from RefSeq and is a predicted model, not a curated record.
UACACCUGCCAUGAUUCCCUUCCAUUCAUUCCAGGAAGAGCUUUGCCAUUACCAUUUCCAUUGCCAUCACCAUGGCUGCCACUCCCGUCUCCCCGGUGUUCCCAGACCUUCCCUUGAUGGCUCACGAUGACAGCAACCGCUUUGCCGUGCAGGAUCAACUGUCACUCCCAUAUAUCACACAAAUCCUCAUGGAGGAGGAGGAUGACGUUGAUGAAGAUAACCCUGCGCUCCUCAAAGCCCAGCAGCCCUUUGCCCAAAUCCUCUUUCCAGCAUGCAUGCCUCCACCUUAAUGGCGGACAAAGGCAGCGCCUUGGCCAGUGACGUGCACUCUCCCAGCUCGGCCAUCUUCAAGUUCAAGGGUGUUGAUGAGGUCCGCAGCUUGCUGUUGCUCGCCAAUGGAGAGUACAACACUCACAUCUUUAGCACUGCUUUCCUCAAGGGCAUGGAAGAGGCGAAGAAGUUGUUGCCCACAAACUGUGAGCUGACGGCCACCGGUGAGCAGGACCAACCGAAAGAGAAAAGUGGCAUCGGCCACAAGGACUCGAGCGACGAGGUGGAGGCUGAUGUCAGUAGGACGAACAGAUUAGUCGAAGCUCGUGCCUGCGAGGUGUUCGACUUCGAUCAAAUGUGCAGUUCCAUGGACAAUGAGUCUGGGAACAGUAACAAGAAGGGGAGAAAGAGCAAGGCGCGGGUGAUUGACCUGCACACGCUGCUGAUCCACUGUGCCAAGGCGGUGGUGGAUGACCGCCGGAGGGCAGGUGAGUUGCUCAUGGAGAUCCAGCAGUACGCCUCACCCAUUGGUGACGGCACACAGCGGCUUGCCUACUGGUUCGCUGAGGGUCUGGAGUCAUGGCUCACCGGCACAGGCAGCCAGGUGUAUGGGAUGCUUACCGCGAAGGCUACCUCUGCCAUGGCGCACUCAGAGGCUUACCAAGUAUUCAUUUCAACGUGCUGCUUCAGGAAUGUAUCCUUCUUGUUCGCCAACAGGGCCAUCUUCAAUGCGGCAGUGGGGAGGAGCAGGUUGCACAUCGUUGAUUAUGGCUUUUCUUAUGGAUUCCAGUGGCCAGAACUUCUGCGCUGGCUGGCAGCAAGGGAUGGUGGCUCGCCAGAAGUCAGGAUCACCCACAUCGACCUCCCGCAGCCCGGACUCCACCCAGGAAAACAUAUGGAGGAGAUCGGUAAUCGGCUGACUGAUAUUGCCCGAGAGCUUGAUGUGCCAUUCAAAUACCGUGCCAUCUUGGCAGAGUGGCAGACCGUUUGCAUCGAGGACCUGGACCUGGAACCGGAUGAGGUGCUUGCUGUGAAUGACCUGUACAACUUCAGGACCUUAAUGGAUGAGUGUGUCGUCAUGGGCAGCCCGAACCCCCGCGAUGUUGUCCUCAGCAACAUCAGCAAGAUGAAACCGGACGUGUUUGUCCAAAGCACCGUGAAUGGCUCCCAUGGCACCUUCUUCUUGUCACGGUUCCGAGGGGCCCUCUUCUUUUACUCUGCACUGUUUGACAUGCUUGAUGCAACCAUGCCACGGGAGAGCAAACUGCGACUGGCGCUGGAGCGCGCCGUCUUUGGGUGGGUUGUCCUGAAUGCCAUCGCAUACGAGGGAAAGGACCGGGUGGAGCGUGGUGAGACCUAUAAGCAUUGGCAAGUCAGAAACCAACGGGCAGGCCUGAGGCAGCUGCCACUGGACAGUGAAACUGUUAAGAUGGCUAGGGACAUGGUAAAGAAUGAAUACCACAAGGACUUUGUCAUCAACGAGGAUCACCAAUGGCUGCUGCAGGGGUGGAAGGGUCGCAUCCUCUUGGCUCACUCAACAUGGGAGGCAGACGGUGGUAGCUCCCACUGUUAACUGUAGUAUUUUCCUACAGUUGAACAUAAGCAGAUAUGAUAUUAGUACUAUACUGUUUGUGGUGUGGUUUAUGCUCUCAACCUGAAAGAUGCAUUUGACACAUCCAAUACUUAUCUGACAGCUUGAAUCAUUUUCGUAGCUCUUUUCUUGUACUCAACUGUGUAAGAUAAAUAUAUAGAGAGUUGUGUGUUGUUUGAACUAGUUGCAUACUCGUUUUAUUGUUUGAUGCAGAGUUUUGGAUGUUCACAGGAACCAUCUGAACUCUCUGUCAUGGCCUGAUGGAUUUGUGUGACCCUGGUAAGG